UGGUAGAAUAAGAUCGCAUAACCCUAUCUUGUGAAAGAUUGCAAAUCUCGAUAAGCGCGUUAUCUCUGGACCAUGUGUCGGCCCUCGGAACAUUUACCCAUCGGGCGACCGGUCUACUGUCAUGUGAUAUUUAUCUCACCGUCGUGAUCCGACCACUCCGAUCUCCGAUGGAGAGAUGCGAUACUCAUCGCCAUGGCGGUGGCUUCUACAGGGACACAUGCCACUACGGCUUUAUUCAACUAUGAUACCUUUCCACCUCGAACCCUCAAGCAGCACGCCCAGACCCAUCUGCGAACCAUACCGCCACCAAACCAUAAACCCAACCUUACAACAACAGCGGCCAUUCCCCUUCCUAUCUCUCCCCCCAGAACUCCGCAUCCAAAUCUACGACCUGCUUCUCAGCCGUACUACCCCAAACACCAUCCCUUCAACUCCCCUCUCCCCCAAAUCACCCACCCACACCCACACCCAGAUCCACCCCGCCAUCCUCCUCACCAACAAACAAAUCCACACCGAAUCCCUCCCCAUCCUCUACACCCACAACCACUUCACCGCCUCCACCCCGGACCACCUCUCCCACUUCAUCACCCAAAUCGGCCCCCACAACAUCCAACUCCUCCGCUCCCUCUCCCUCUUCAUCCCCUGGCGCGGCAGCGAAGUCUGGCCCUGGGUGAUCCUCCUCACCUACCUUUCUCAGAAAGCCACGGGCUUACGAUGGCUGGAAGUCGGAUGGGGCGCGAAUUGCGAAGACCCGUGGAAUUUGAAGCCGGGGGCGGAGGAGCGCGGGUUGGGGGAUAAUGUGCUGUUUGUGCAGGCGUUGGCGAGGAUUAAGCAGGCGGGAACGGAGGGGUUGGUUCCGUAGUACAUAGACUUGAUAAUUAUGGUGGUGGUGGUUGAUAUGUCAGUCUUGAAUUGGUUUAUGCGUUGAAUUAGCGUUAUAUACAUA
This is a messenger RNA of Aspergillus ibericus CBS 121593, 946 nucleotides long. RefSeq lists its product as uncharacterized. The transcript is spliced from 2 exons. NCBI's taxonomy places the organism in Eukaryota, Fungi, Ascomycota, Eurotiomycetes, Eurotiales, Aspergillaceae. The record is from RefSeq and is a predicted model, not a curated record. Bases 176 to 862 code for a protein of 228 amino acids.